Molecule: messenger RNA, 2259 nt
Organism: Saccharomyces kudriavzevii IFO 1802
Lineage: Eukaryota; Fungi; Ascomycota; Saccharomycetes; Saccharomycetales; Saccharomycetaceae
Gene: UTP4
Product: small subunit rRNA maturation protein UTP4
Exons: 1
Coding region: 1-2259 (752 amino acids)
Biological process (GO): maturation of SSU-rRNA from tricistronic rRNA transcript (SSU-rRNA, 5.8S rRNA, LSU-rRNA)
Cellular component (GO): small-subunit processome; t-UTP complex; 90S preribosome
Molecular function (GO): protein binding; RNA binding
Source: RefSeq, a predicted model, not a curated record
AUGACCAGCCAGCAAAGAAUGAUAGUACACAGAUGCAGAUUUGUGGAUUUUACACCCGCCACGAUCACAUCUCUAGCAUUUUCACAUAAAUCAAAUAUAGAUAAACUGACUCCAUCGGAUUUGAGACUAGCCAUCGGUAGGUCUAAUGGUAACAUAGAAAUCUGGAAUCCAAGAAACAAUUGGUUCCAAGAAAUGAUGAUUGAAGGUGGUAAGGAUAGGUCAAUUGAAGGUCUUUGCUGGAGCAAUGUUAGCGGCGAAUCGCUGAGACUAUUUUCCAUUGGUGGUUCGACCGUAGUUACAGAAUGGGAUCUGGCUACGGGUUUACCAUUAAGGAACUAUGACUGUAAUGCAGGCGUGAUAUGGUCUAUUUCUAUCAACGAUUCUCAAGAUAAGCUGUCUGUAGGUUGCGAUAAUGGAACAGUGGUCCUUAUAGAUAUUUCUGGCGGGCCUGGUGUAUUGGAGCAUGAUACCAUUUUAAUGAGACAAGAAGCUAGAGUAUUGACUCUCGCUUGGAAGAAGAACGAUUUCGUUAUUGGUGGUUGUUCUGAUGGUAGAAUAAGGAUUUGGUCUGCGCAGAGGGGUGAUGAAAACAUGGGCCGUUUAUUGCAUACCAUGAAAGUUGAUAAAGCUAAAAGAGAAUCGACUUUAGUUUGGUCCGUUAUAUAUUUACCAAGAACUGAUCAAGUUGUCUCUGGUGAUUCUACCGGUUCUAUAAAGUUCUGGGAUUUCCAAUUUGCUACGUUGAACCAGUCAUUUAAGGCACAUGAUGCAGAUGUUUUAUGUUUGACUACUGAUAUCGACAACAACUAUGUGUUUAGUGCUGGUGUGGAUAGAAAAAUCUUCCAAUUCUCUCAAAACACUAAUAAAUCUCAAAAGAACAACAGGUGGGUAAACUCCUCCAAUAGAUUACUUCAUGGCAACGACAUCAGAACCAUUUGCGCUUACCAAUCCAAGGGUGCUGACUUUUUGGUCUCAGGCGGUGUUGAAAAAACAUUAGUAAUUAACUCAUUAACUUCUUUCUCUAACGGAAAUUAUAGGAAAAUGCCGACUGUUGAACCUUAUUCCAAAAAUGUUUUAAUUAACAAAGAACAACGUUUAAUUGUUUCAUGGAACGAAUCCACUGUUAAGAUAUGGACGAUGGGAAUUGAGUCCAAUUCAGAACAAAAUUACAAACUAGUCUGCAAGUUAAACUUAAAGGAUGAACAAAAUAUUUCAACUUGUGCUUUAUCACCGGACGGACAAGUAUUAGUUGUCGGAAGACCUUCCACCACUAAAGUCUUCCAUUUGCAGCCAAUAGGUGCCAAAUUAAAGGUUACUAAACUGGAUAAUGAGUUACUAUUGAAAACUGCUACAAAGUUGGCCAAAUUUAUCGAUAACUCGAGAAUUGUGAUAUGUUCUUGCGAAGACGAGGUAUUUAUUGUAGAUUUAGAAUCCGAAGAAGAUGAAAAACCACAGCAAAUCGAACUUUUGGAAAUCAAUUCAACCAAAAGUAGCAUUAAAGUUCCAUAUAUCAACAGAAUCAACCAUCUGGAAGUCGACCAAGAUAUUGCAGUUAUUUCUCGUGGGUGUGGUGCCGUAGACAUAUUGAACCUAAAGACAAUGGAGGCUAAAUCAUUGGUUCGUUUAAAUAACUUUAUCACCGCUGUCUAUAUCAACUCACCCAGAAAGUCUGUUGUUGUAGUUACUGCAGAAAACAAGAUUUACGAAUUCAAUGUCAAUUUGAGUCCAGAAGCGGAAAAUGAAGAUAACGAAAGCCUAUUAACUCAAUGGUCCAAGAAUAAUACCGAGAACUUACCAAAGGAAUGGAAAACAUUGAAAGAGAACUGCGUUGGGAUCUUCACAGACAUGAAGAAUAGCAAUAUGCUAUGGUUUUGGGGCGCUACUUGGAUUUCAAGAAUAGACUUCGACGUUGAUUUCCCAGUAAAUAAGAGAAGAAAACAGAAAAAACGCACCCACGAAGGAUUGACUAUCACAGAUGAAAGUAAUUUCAUGAAUGAUGAAGAAGAUGAUGAGGAUGACGAUAUCGAUAUGGAAAUUAACGAAAAUCUGAAUGUAUUACUAAGUCAAGGAAACAAAAUAAAGUCCACAGAUUCACACAGGCAUGAAGAAAGCUCAAAUUACUUCUUCUUUACCGAUAAAUACAGACCUCUAUUGUUUGUUGACUCAAUUUCCAGUGAUGAAUUAGCUAUCAUUGAAAGAAAUUUAUUAUGCUCUCAUUCCAAGCAAAAGGCAUUUGUUCAACCAAAAUUAGUAUUCUAA